Neolamprologus brichardi is the source of this 1434-nucleotide messenger RNA. RefSeq names its product PDZ and LIM domain protein 3-like. Gene Ontology annotation, biological process: muscle structure development; heart development; actin cytoskeleton organization. The record is from RefSeq and is a predicted model, not a curated record. Gene Ontology annotation, molecular function: muscle alpha-actinin binding; actin binding. NCBI's taxonomy places the organism in Eukaryota, Metazoa, Chordata, Actinopteri, Cichliformes, Cichlidae. Gene Ontology annotation, cellular component: adherens junction; Z disc; filamentous actin.
AAAAGAAGCAACGAGGCACGCUCAAACAGAAUUAGUACAGACAGACUUGAGAGUCAGUUCCCAAAAUCUGACCAAUUACCUCACUCACGGGGCGGGAGCUGUCCAUCCUCCUCCCCCUGACCCCCUCACUUCAAAAUCUCCAUCACUUUGAUAUUCCACUGCUCUUUAACUGUGAUCGCCACAGUGUGCAGUUUACUGUCUGUGCUGCUGUCAAAACAGCACGGAGACUUUAAAGGGUCAUGCCACUUAACGUGGUGCUGGAUGGGCCGGCCCCCUGGGGCUUUCGUCUGACAGGAGGAAAGGACUUCAACCAGCCCCUGACCAUCUCCAGGAUCACUCCUGGCAGUAAGGCAUCUGCUGCCAACCUGUGCCCUGGUGAUGUCAUCCUGGCUAUUGAGGGAGUCCCAGCAACAAACAUGCUGCAUUGUGAAGCUCAGAACAAGAUAAAGGAAUCCACUCAUCAGCUCUGUCUCACCAUUGAAAGAAACGAAUCAAGACUGUGGACUCCACGUGUCAUGGAGGACGGGAGAGCUCACCCAUUUAAAAUAAACCUGGAAGCAGAGCAGCAGGAAUAUAAACCAAUUGGCACAGCUCACAAUAGAAGAGCUCAGCCAUUUGUGGCAGCAGCGAACAUUGAUGACAAGCGCCAGGUAGUCAGCACAUCCUACAACACGCCUAUAGGCCUCUACUCCAGUGGCAACAUCCAGGAUGCUAUGGAGGGCCAGAUCCGAGGCUUGGUCCAGCACAAGCCUGAGAGUCCCAGAGCUCUAGCCAGCAUUGAGGAUUCUGACGUUUACCGGAUGUUACAGAAAGACCAGGAGGAUCCCCAGGAGCCUCGGCAGUCUGGCUCCUUCAAAGCCCUCCAGGAAUUUAUUGACAGUGAUGGCACUCGGCCCAUUGUGACCAGGACAGUAAAAGCGCCCACAACCAAACCAACUACGCCCACAGGAAACCUGCAGAAACUGCCUGUCUGUGACAAGUGUGGGAAUGGGAUUGUUGGGACAGUGGUGAAAGCUCGGGACAAAUAUCGUCACCCUGGUUGCUUUGUGUGCUCUGACUGUGAUGUCAACCUGAAACAGAAGGGCUAUUUCUUUGUGGAGGGACAGCUGUACUGUGAGAUCCACGCUCGUGCCAGAAUGAGACCAGCGGAGGGACACGACCUCGUCACAACAUUUCCCUCUGUAUAGAACCCUGCCUCCCUUAUAUGAGCACAGACACAUAAAAUCUAGGAAGCCCUUCUAUUCCUUACAUACGUGUUCGUGUGUUCGUCUGCACUUUGGUGCUGUGUGUAAUAAUAUUUCAGAAAGAAUACACUCUUCACUCUUACUGAUAUGAUGUAUUUUCUAGGCAAUAAUGUAAACACCUGGUUGCUUAGAGAGUCCAGCGAAACCACAAUCUGUCUUUCCAAUAAAGGCCUCUGCUCAUAAUGUUAAA